This is a messenger RNA of Austrofundulus limnaeus, 4649 nucleotides long. RefSeq names its product myelin transcription factor 1. Gene Ontology annotation, biological process: regulation of transcription by RNA polymerase II. Gene Ontology annotation, cellular component: nucleus. NCBI's taxonomy places the organism in Eukaryota, Metazoa, Chordata, Actinopteri, Cyprinodontiformes, Rivulidae. The record is from RefSeq and is a predicted model, not a curated record. Gene Ontology annotation, molecular function: zinc ion binding; RNA polymerase II cis-regulatory region sequence-specific DNA binding; DNA-binding transcription factor activity, RNA polymerase II-specific.
AGUGCCGCCAGCCUCUGUCCAUGGUGCUGAAGACUCUGUUCUGUCCCGGGUGCUGAAAAGCUCGGAGGUUUGGGCCGAGUCUGUAGAUAUUGUCACACCGGUUCGGUGUGUCGUGCCGUGUUCUGGUUCUCUGCUGCGGAGGUUCGGACCGGACUGUGUUGCGACCCCGUGUCUGUCUGCUGGAGAUGUAGGAGCGGAGGGGGAGGGGAGGACCGUAAGUGUCUGCAGAUCAGGCUGGACAGGACAUGAAGCUGGAAUUAAGCAGCUGUCCCACUCCUGGAUGUGAUGGCAAAGGUCACGUCAGUGGUAGAUACUCACGACACAGAAGUGCACUGGGCUGUCCGAUUGUGAAGAAAAGGAAGCUGGAGAAAGCUGAGGUGGAGGAGAACCAGUCUGCUCCCAAAAGAAGGAACCAGGCUUCUAAACAGGGUGGGGAAGACAGUGAUACAGCAGAAGAGGACGAACAGAAAGAAGAAGAGGACAAAGCUCUCAUCAAAGACCAGGAGAACAACAAAGAAACACAAGUGGCAGAAUUAAUAAUUUCAGACAGCUCACUGGGGACUACAGAAGACACAGAAAGACUUUGUCCUCUGGCUGAAGACACCAGGAACAGUAGCAUCACCUCAAAGAUGGAUGACAAACCUGAGAGAGAGAACUCUACUGAGGUGAWAACAGCUGACGAUCAUCACCAGGACCAAACUCAGACUAAAGAUGAAGACACCCAGCCGCUGGACGAGUACCAGCCAUCAGAGGCACCAUCCGAAGAAACCGUCGUCAGUCACCAUGAAGAGACUAAUGAUGAAGAGGACGAGAAAACGGAAGAAGGAACAGAGGAAGAAGAGCAACAAGAAAGGCAAGAAAAUGUUGAUGAAGAGAAGGAGGUGAGGAGACAGAUAAUGAGACAAGAAAACUCUGAUCACCAGUACUCCAGUGGAGAUUACAACCUUCAGGCCAAAGAAUCACAGCAGGAGCAGAAUAAGGAGAGUGAGCAGGAGGAGGAGGAGGAGGAGGAGGAGGAGGAGGAAGAGGAGGAACAGAAGGACGAAGAGGAGGAGGAGGAAGAGCAGAAAGAUGAAGUGGAGGAAGCAGAUAGAGAAGUGGACACAAUAUUCAAUAUGAGUCCAACCACUCAGGAAUAUGAAGCCACUGUGUCACUCAGGGAAGAGAAGGUCAGCACCCUCGUGACAGAGGAAGAGGAAGAUGAAGAGCAGGAAGAGGAGAAAGAGGAAGAAGAGGACGAGAGACGAGAGAAGGAAGUAAGUGUGGUGUUGGAGGAGGAAGAAGAUGACGACAGAGAGUCGAGCAAAACCUCUCUGAGCACUGUGGUGAUUGAAGUCCGCUCUGAGGAGGACGAUGAGGAGGAGGAAGAGGAGGAAGAAGAGGAGGAYUAUGAAGAAGAGGAGGAUGAAGAGGAAGAGGAAGGAGAGGAGUUGGAUCAGGUCUCAGAGGGCUCAGGAAUCACAGAUGACUCAGAGACCUGGGAUAUGACUCGAGGGAACCUGGGGCUCCUGGAGCAAGCCAUCGCCCUGAAGGCUGAGGAAGUCCAGGGGGGUCAGGACAGUCGCAGCUCCCCGGACUAUCAACCGUACAGCUCUUCCAUCAAGAACUCCGAGUCUCCUGCUGUGGCCCGCCGGACCUCUCACUGCAGCAAAGAGAAAAAAGAAGUGAAGUGUCCAACUCCAGGUUGUGAUGGGACAGGUCACGUCACUGGGUUAUACCCUCACCACCGCAGUCUGUCUGGAUGUCCUCACAAAGACCGAAUCCCUCCAGAGAUUUUGGCUAUGCAUGAGAAUGUCUUGAAGUGUCCCACUCCUGGCUGCACUGGCCAAGGCCAUGUCAACAGUAACCGCAACACACACCGCAGUCUUUCCGGCUGCCCAAUCGCUGCAGCUUCUAAGCUGAACAAGAACCAGGACAAACAAGUUCAUCUACAAGCUGCAGCCACCGAACCCACUUCCAACUCUGACAGAGUGCUCAGGCCCAUGUGUUUUGUGAAACAGCUGGAAAUCCCUCAGUAUGGCAGUUACAGGCCCAACACUGUAACCACCACACCUCGAGCCAACCUGGCUAAGGAGCUGGAGAAAUACUCCAAGGUGUCUUUUGACUAUGCAAGCUUCGAUGUGCAGGUGUUUGGAAAGAGGAUGAUCAUCCCAAAGACACCGAGCACCGCUAACACGUCCCCCAAGGCCUUUAAAUCUAAAUCUUUUCCCAAGGCGUCCUCCCCCAGUCACUGCGUAUCAGGAAGUUUUUCUAAGCCCAAUCUUUCCUCCAGUGGGUAUGACUACAGCCAAGAUGCCGAGGCAGCCCACAUGGCAGCAACAGCCAUCCUCAAUCUGUCCACUCGUUGUUGGGAGAGACCCGAGACCCUCAGCGCCCAGCCCGUGGAGCCUAGCACCAAGGAGUCGGAUAUUGAGGUGGAUGAGAAUGGCACCUUGGACCUCAGCAUGAAGAAGACCAAGAGAGAGGGCAUGCAGUCUCCAGAACCUUCAUCCUCUUCAUCUUCCUCGUCUCAACCCGUAGGAGCCGUGUUGUCUCAGGUUCCCACUCAGUCAGACUGGGACAGUCCUCUGGAUUUUACCAAAUCAAGUGAAGUCAAGGAGGAAGAUCAUGAAGAGAUGGAGUACACAGCUCCCUCAUAUACAUCAUCUGAAGCAGAAGAAGAGGAUCAAGAGAACCUAGAGGAUCGAAAAUACCCUGGUGAAGUUACUACCAGUAGUUUUAAGGUCAAGUUUCAGCCAAAAGACAGCAAAAAAGAUAUUCUUGUGUGUCCCACACCAGGCUGUGAUGGCAGCGGACACAUAACUGGAAAUUAUGCAUCACAUCGAAGUCUCUCAGGCUGUCCUCUUGCUGAUAAGUCCCUUCGGACCCUUAUGGCUGCCCACACAGCUGAACUGAAGUGUCCAACUCCAGGCUGUGACGGGUCAGGACACAUAACUGGAAACUACGCCUCCCACAGAAGUUUGUCUGGAUGUCCUCGAGCCAAGAAGGGUGGAAUUAAAUUGACCCCCACCAAGGACGACAAAGAAGACUCCGAGCUGCUGAAGUGUCCAGUCCCUGGCUGUGACAGUCUUGGUCACAUCAGUGGGAAGUACGCGACCCAUCGCAGUGCCUAUGGCUGUCCACUGGCUGCAAAGAGGCAGAGGGAGGGGCUUCUGAAUGGAGCACCGUUCUCUUGGAAGGCCUUCAAAACAGAAGGUCCAACCUGCCCUACACCAGGCUGUGAUGGUUCUGGACAUGCUAAUGGCAGCUUCUUAACACACCGCAGUCUGUCAGGUUGUCCACGAGCAUCAGGGAACAAGAAAAAACCUAAAUUACCUGGGGACGAGUACAUAACUGCAAAGUUUAGAGCAAGCGAUGUUCUGGACAAUGAUGAAGAUAUCAAGCAGCUCAACAAGGAGAUCAAUGAGCUUAAUGAGUCCAACUCAGAGAUGGAAGCCGACAUGAUUAACCUGCACACCCAGAUUUCCUCAAUGGAGAAAAACCUAAAGAACAUCGAGGAGGAGAACAAACAGAUAGAAAAGAGGAAUGAAGCUUUGUUUCUGGAGCUCUCUGGUUUGAGUCAGGCUUUAAUCCACAGCUUGGCCAACAUCCGUCUGCCCACCAUGCAGGAGCCAGUGUCAGAGCAGAACUUCGACAGUUAUGUGGACACCCUGACCCACAUGUUUACGAACAAAGACUGCUACCAGAACCCUGAGAACCGGGCUCUACUGGAGUCCAUCAACCAGGCGGUGAAGGGCAUUGAGGUGUGAAGGCUGGAAGCUAAGAUGGGAAUGGCACCAAUAUUUCUUUCUUUUUCCUUUAGAUAUUGUACGUGAUGAAAUGCCCUGAACAGGAUUUCCCUCCUCUUUUUUCAUUAGUUUCCUGUUUGCAUGCUGCUGUAUGACAGUCAGAACAGACGUGGUUGUUAAACAAAGUGUUACUGCUGAGGGGUGAGUAAGCYUGCAGUAACCAGUCCGAAUUAGUUAGAUAACAUAUCUCAUCUUUACUCUAUAAAGAUUUUACAUCCACAUAGUGUUGUUGCACCUCCAUAACCACUUUGUACCUUCAUUUUUACUAUUGAUGUGAAACUAUUUAAGUCUUGUGCAAAUGUCGGUUUAAUAACCAAAUCAUGUCUGCUGUAAUAACUGAACUAUUUAUUAACCAUGGUUUGUCUUUAGUUCUAUUCAAAUCAGAAACCAUUUGAACCAAUAAUCAGUUCGAGGGGUCUAUAUUUCCCCUGCACUGCUGAACAAAGAGGAACUAUUUUAAGAAGUCGAGUAUGAAUUUUUUAUAGGUUUUAUUAUUUAUUUAAAGUACCAGGAUUUUUUUAUGUGUAAAUGUUUUGUAACAAACAGUUUUUAAAUAAUUUUGUAAAGAUAUUUUCUGCUUUUAUUUUUAUGAUUUUUUUUUUAUUUCCCCAAACUAUUUUGAGUACACUGCAAAACAGUAGGGAAAAACAAGUGCACAUUUUUGGUAUUUAUUUGGUAAUAAGAAACACAGUGAUGGUGAAUAUUUAUUUUUUAUUGUCUAUGUGAUGAUGAUGUUUAUGAUGAUGAUGAUGAUGAUGAUGAUGAUGAUGAUGAUGAUGAUGAUGAUGAUGACGAUGAUGAUGAUGGUUGUAAACCAAUUAGUCUUUAAGGUGCUUCUGAAAUAAAAGUGAACCCACAGAA